AUGACGUUCCUGUAUUUGCUCCUCGUUUCGUUCCUGCUUGCUACCCAAGGUUUCGCCUAUCCCCAGCCGCUCCCCCUCACGGGCCCAGCGCACUUCACCCAUGACCCAGCGAUUAUCUACAACCCUCAGUCAGACUACUAUUAUGUUUUCUCCACGCAUGGUGGGGUUGCCAGGAGCAGAGAGCUGCUUGGACCUUGGACGGCUGUUGGCCAGUACCUGCCUACGGGGUGCUCGAUUGUCACGUCCAACGCUGGGCACUGUGAUACUUGGGCUCCUGAUGUGCAUUACUUGAGUGGAAUGUACUAUCUAUACUAUGCGAUCAGCGGAUUCGGCUCGCAGAACAGCACGAUAGGCGUCGCAACGAGCCCCACAAUGGAGUAUGGUUCCUGGACCGAUCAUGGGACGGUAUUCUCCUCUGUCGAUGGCGACACGUUCAACGCGAUCGACCCCAACCUUAUCGUAGACAACGGCACCCUGCUCCUGACAUUCGGUUCCUACUGGGCGGACAUCUACCAAUUCCCGCUCUCUCCCUCCGGUCUUGCCCCACUCACGAAUCCACCAAACCUCACCUGGCUGUCGUUCAACUCCACUCCUCCCCAGUCUGAGGAGGGCGCGUUCGUCUACCAACCCCACGGGAGCGGAUACUACUACCUGUUCUACUCGAGCGGCACGUGUUGUGGCUUUGUCGCUGGGGAUCUGCCAGCUCCGGGGAAUGAGUACAAGGUGUUUGUUGGACGGAGUGAGAGCGCGACGGGGCCGUUUGUGGAUCAGAACGGGACACCUUUGUUACAGACUGGAGGGACGGAGGUGCUUGCGAGCCACGACAAUAUCUACGCGCCUGGAGGCACGUCCCUCUUCUGGGAUCCAAAGUCCAAGAAAGACGUGAUCGCCUAUCACUGGCGCCCAUUCAACAACAUUCAGGGCGACGCGAACUCGAUGCUGGGGCUAAACUACGUCGAUUUCUCUUCUGUGAGUGGAGCUAUCCCAUGGAGCGGAAUAUGA
This is a messenger RNA of Dacryopinax primogenitus, 1002 nucleotides long. RefSeq lists its product as uncharacterized. Bases 1 to 1002 code for a protein of 333 amino acids. The record is from RefSeq and is a predicted model, not a curated record. Gene Ontology annotation, molecular function: arabinan endo-1,5-alpha-L-arabinosidase activity. NCBI's taxonomy places the organism in Eukaryota, Fungi, Basidiomycota, Dacrymycetes, Dacrymycetales, Dacrymycetaceae. The transcript has 4 exons. Gene Ontology annotation, biological process: carbohydrate metabolic process.